Messenger RNA from Colletotrichum karsti, 1122 nucleotides. RefSeq names its product glutaminyl-peptide cyclotransferase. The transcript has 2 exons. The coding region runs from base 1 to 1122 and encodes 373 amino acids. The record is from RefSeq and is a predicted model, not a curated record. Lineage: Eukaryota; Fungi; Ascomycota; Sordariomycetes; Glomerellales; Glomerellaceae. Gene Ontology annotation, molecular function: zinc ion binding; glutaminyl-peptide cyclotransferase activity.
AUGGCCGGCCUCCCUUUGAGAGGCCAAGUCCGCGGACUCUGGCUGGCAGCCUUCCUGCAUCUCAUCUUCGCCGCCUCCGUCCGCGCGUAUAUGAACCUCACGGACUCGGCGCUGCGAAACAUCACCGUCAACGAGGCCGACUUCGACAUCCACAACGGCUCCCUGCUGUCGCCCAUCCUCAUCCCUCGCGUACCCGGCACGCCUGGCCAGGUAAAGACCCAGCAGCACUUUGUCGACUUUUGGAAGGAGAACUUGCCGAAAUGGAGCAUCGAGUGGCAGAACUCAACCGGCAAGACCCCCGUCACCGGGGACAAGGACGUGCCGUUCCAGAAUCUCAUUUUCCGUCGCGAGCCGCCCUGGAACAAGCCCGGGCAGGCCAACUGGUUCACUCUGGUCGCUCAUUAUGACAGCAAGAUCGAGCCCGAAGGAUUCAUCGGCGCGACUGAUAGCGCCGCGCCGUGUGCUAUGCUGAUGCACAUUGCGAGGGCGGUUGACCCGUACCUGACCCAGAUGUACGAUGAGAUGGUGGCGCUGGGUGAGAAUGGAGGAACGGUGCCCCAGGACAUGGGAAUGCAGAUCCUGCUAUUGGAUGGCGAAGAGGCUUUCAGGUCUUGGACCGAUACCGACUCAUUGUACGGCGCGAGGUCUCUGGCCAAUGAGUGGGAGAAGACUUACAACCCAGCCAUGUCUCGUUACAAGAACCCACUGGAACAGAUUAGCAUCUUCGUCUUGCUUGAUCUGUUGGGAUCCGCGGCCCCGCGGGUUCCCUCUUACUUUCAAACGACUCACUGGGCGUACAAGAGCAUGGCCAGACUCGAGAAGCGCAUGCGCGACCUUGGUGUCUUGGAGACCAAGCCUGAUGUCCCGUUCCUCCCCGAGGGCGAGAAGGAUGCGGCGCGCUUUGGGCGGAGCGGCAUUGGCGAUGACCACGUUCCCUUCAUGGCGAAGGGUGUCAACAUCCUCCACAUGAUCCCGUCGCCGUUCCCCUCUGUAUGGCAUAGGCCGGAAGAUGAUGGCGAGCACCUCGAUAUGCCUACGGUACGGGACUGGACGAAGAUCGUGACGGCAUUUACAAUGGAGUGGCUUGAUAUGAGCGAAGUAAUGCCCGAAGAGGCUGCAUGA